This is a messenger RNA of Trichobilharzia szidati, 1887 nucleotides long. The record is from the annotation of a GenBank genome assembly. Lineage: Eukaryota; Metazoa; Platyhelminthes; Trematoda; Strigeidida; Schistosomatidae.
GUUAGAGCUCAAGGUCAACUGUCUUACAAAGGCGUUGUUACAUUUUAUAAUGAAAGCAGAAGAUGUCAAACAAUGUGCUUUCAACUCGUGGUAUCAUACUUUCAAAAAUUAUACACAAGAAAGUGUAUUUGUUGACCUUCCAGAAGAUCUUAUAAACUCUCUAACAAAUGAUGAGUUUAUUCUACCAAAAAGUGCGAAAGAAACAAGGUAUCCAUCGGAUUCAAGCGAUGAGGACUGGUCAGACUGUGCUGGUAAUGAUGAAAAUGAUGAUGGCGUUCGUACAGAGAGACCUGAAUUUCCCCAGUUCGAAUCUCAUUUGAAAAAUAUCAUCCAGAAGUUAGGCGGUGUUGUAUUUCCUAAAUUGAAUUGGAGCGCUCCGAGUGAUGCAUCUUGGAUGUCAUGUGACAAUUCACUAAGGUGUAGAACAUUUUCAGAUAUCUAUUUACUCCUCAAAUCAUCAGAUUUUGCUGCACAUGACUUAACUGCUCCUUAUGCUUUGUGUGCAGACACAACAGUUGAAGAAGCCUGUUGCCUUUUCACUUCUAAACCGAUUCUUGUUCUCCGGAAGUGGUAUGAUUUUCGUCCAGAAGGGGAAUUCCGGUGUUUUGUGAAAUCGAAAGUCCUCAUAGGUAUAUGUCAACGAAAAUGUGAUGCAUACUUCAAGUCGAUAGAAGACCACCAAGAUGAAAUUAAGAAUGAUCUUAUAGAAUUCUUUAAUCGAAAAAUUAAAAAUCACUUCAAAUUGGAUAAUUACACAGUUGAUCUAUACAGGGAACAAUCGGUAUGUGUGCGUGUGUGUGUUGACCUACUUACUCAUUGAUUAUAAUUCUUGAUUUCUCCUUGUUCAAAUUAGAAAAGUGGUCAAGUGCAUAUUGAAAUAAUCGAUUUUAAUGUAUUCGGUCCACCAACUGAUUCACUUCUAUUCCAAUGGUCUGAAUUUGACAACGAUAUGCAUGAAAAAGAUACCACUCCUACAUUUCGCUACCAAAAUGACAAGACAAUUCGUCCAAAUACAACCAACCAGUAUAGUUUACCAAUUGACCUAAUCGAUAUCGCUUCAGGAUCUGAUCCAAAUAAGAUAAUAGAUUUCAUUCAAGCUAAGGUUGAAAGCCAACAAAGAACAUAAAAAUGAGUGUAUAUACAUGUGGGAUCUCUUGUUAUCAGAAAUAUUGAUUGAUUGAAGAAAAUAGAAUUUUUUUUACCAAAGACGAGUUGAUGCUUAUUUUUUCUUCUUCUUAGCAGCAGCAGUAGCACUGGUAGUCGUCGUCGUUGUCUUGCGUUUUUGCUUUUUAGCAGCAGCAGACGACGAUGAAUGUAUUGCAGCGUAUUUCUCUGCAAUCUUAUCUAGAAAAUUCUCUGACGACUGUAAUGCAUUCGCAUGUCGACUUUGAAUCGCCUUGGCCAGUGAAUCUAAGCCGUCAUCAUCGUUACUCUUCUUGAGUUUCUUAUUCUUAUUAUUCUUCUGUUGUUUCUCAAACAACUUCUUUUCCUGUAAGGCUCUCUUCGCUCUUUUUGCUGCCUUCUCCGGUGGUUCAUGUGUAUAAUUCUUGAAAGCUUUAAUUCUCUGAUCAGAGAUCAGUUUGUCAAUGAGGCUACGGAUUCUCGGUUCAUCUUCAUAAUUUACCAGUAUUAAGGAUUCCAUUAUAGUAUCCAUAUCUCCUUUAGAACUAUUGUAAAUUUUGAUCAACUCCUCAGUUUCUUCUUCACUUCCCACAUACUUCUGACGAUACUCAUCAAUCUGUGUGGGUGUUAUUCUAGGGAACAAAAGUCGCCAAUAAUCCAACCAAUCAUCAUAGGAUUUGCCAGCAAUCUCAUCUUCUUCAUCGAUUACACCUUGAAAAAAAAAGAAAUUAACGAUAAUAAAAAUCAGCUGGGAAGGGAACUAAC